Molecule: messenger RNA, 1071 nt
Organism: Microbotryum saponariae
Lineage: Eukaryota; Fungi; Basidiomycota; Microbotryomycetes; Microbotryales; Microbotryaceae
Source: the annotation of a GenBank genome assembly
AUGCAGAGGGCCGAGGUUGGGGUUGGCCGAGCACAUGACGGUUCGGUUGACGUCACCGCACGCAGCGAUGGUGUCGAGCAACAUCUUGUUGAUCUCUUGCAUCGCGGGCUUAAGGUUAGCUUUGACGAUGCCGUGGAACUGGAAUGUCUGGCGCGUUGUAAGCUUGAAGGUGUUGUUACCUCGGCGGUCGGCGAUCUCGUCAACGGCGAGCCACUGCGACGGGGUGCACACACCAGCGGGCAAGCGCAUGCGGACCAUGAAAGAGUAGGCGGGUUCGAGGCCGGCGGCCUUGCGUUCGUCGCGGAUAUCUCGGUCGUCUUGUUGGUAGAUGCCGUGGAACUUGGUCAACUGACCAUCGGACUCGGCGAGCGCACCCGUCGUCGUGUCCUCGAGACCUUCCUUGAUCGUGCCUCUGAGGUAGUUGGACGCAAUCUUGAUAUGCUCGUUCGUGAUGGGCUCGAGCUCGGGUUCGUUCGACUCGAAGCCAUCAACGCCAAGCGCCUUCCACAUGGCCGGCUCCCAGACCUUGUAAGCGGUCUGCGGUCCAUCCGGGUCCUGGUCGUCACCGAGACCGAGGGGCACGAUCUCUUGCGCGUUCAACUCGAGCAAAGCUUUGUGCAGAUCCUUGCACGCCUUGUUGUAGUAGUGCGCAUCCUCUUUUCGCGGCCAGUAGUGCGAGUCACCGAGACCGAAGACGGAGAACUGCACCUCGGCGAGGUCGGGGACCUUGCGCGCUUGGAGGGCCUUCCACAGCUCACGGCCGUUCUGGGGGAACUCACCCUGUCCGGCGACAGAGGUGAAGAAGGCGAUGUUCUUCUCAAAGGGGAGAUCCUCGAUCGGCAUGUCGUCAAAGGCAAGGGCGCGAGCAGCGACACCGCGUUGUCGGGCGCGACCGACAAACUUCCUCGCAAGCUUCUCAGCGUUACCACCAUCGGACGCGAAGAGAACGAGCAGAGGAGGACCCUCGAGCGCGUUGGAAAGGGCGUCAAAGGCCUCUCGCGCCUUCUUUUUCUGCAGAGCGACCAACUUGGUGCCAGCGCCGCUCUCGAGCGCCUCACCGAAGGUCGGUAA